Molecule: messenger RNA, 4114 nt
Organism: Salvelinus fontinalis (brook trout)
Lineage: Eukaryota; Metazoa; Chordata; Actinopteri; Salmoniformes; Salmonidae
Exons: 6
Coding region: 233-1999 (588 amino acids)
Biological process (GO): regulation of transcription by RNA polymerase II
Molecular function (GO): RNA polymerase II cis-regulatory region sequence-specific DNA binding; DNA-binding transcription factor activity
Source: RefSeq, a predicted model, not a curated record
AUGACGACAACCAAUAAGAUCAUUUCUCUUCAGUUUAAACGGAAGUGAACAGUGACUAAGAGCAAUUUCAACGUUAGCGUUUUUAUUAGGACGUUUACUAACACCAUGGAACUCAAAAUAUGACAUUUAAAUGCAUAGCGUGACAUAAUUAUUCCAGGUAGUGUUUAAUUCUCGUUGGAGACAGGACUUGGUUGAUAGAUGUUGUCUAGGUAACGCUAGCUAGCUGCUAACAAUGGCUAACUGUAUGGUUUUUCACGCUCAAAUAGCCUCCAUUAUGGAGGUACUAGCGAAUGCAGCCGUGGCAGAGAUCUGUAAACUCGUAGACGACGACUAUGCAGUGUUUCGUUUGGAAAUAACUCAAAGCCGGAAAGAAAACGGCUCAUUGCGGAGGAAACUACAGCUACUUGAACUGAAGGUGGCGCGGGAGCGCGCAGAGAGGACAAUGCGAGAGCGCGUCCUCGCCAGUCGUCCCAGUAGUGUCAAGAUCCUCGACCGAAACAGAGGAAUGGCAAGAGGUGAAGGACAUCUCACUGGAGGCCACAGGAGUUUUGUGAAGCCAGCGAGAGACAAUACAUGGCAAGAUGACCAACCAAUCACUGUUGAUGAGGGGAGUGGAACCUCAACCCAGCACGUUAUCGUGAUAGAGUCUGCAGAUGCAGAGGCUGCAGGUCCUGGGGUGAAGCUGGAGGGGUCUGAAGGAGAGGAGGACCCACGGCACAGUAGUGACAUCCAGACUGGAGUGGCUGGAGUACCCCAUGAAGCCACUGAGGACCCCACCACCGCCCCAGCGCCCCAACGCAGCAUCACGGAGGAGGAGAAGGGUCCAGAGGUGCUGUUUAUGAAGGAGGAGGGCUGUGAGGAGAGUCUGGGGAACCCUGAGGGGUCUAUGGUCAUGGAGGACAACCAGACUACACCUCCUCUUGAACCCACAGAGGAAUUAGCUGAGCAGCACAGGACCACAUACAGUCUCACUGAGUCAGUAGACAUGGAGGAUGGGAAGCCGGAUCUGUUGCUGGUCAAAGAGGAGACAAUAGAAGACGGACAAGAGAACAUUGAUUUGCUGAGUGGACUAAAGAUGGGGGAGCAAGUACCUCUUCUUGCAGGUGGUUGGCUGGAGGCUAAUAGAGGAGACUGGGUGAACAUCUUGGAUUCCCAGUCCCAGACCGGUGCCGCCAAGGGCCCAGGGGACAACAUCACUGAGCAGGCCAAGACCAGAGGCGACAUAGUGGAGGUCAGUGGAUGGGACAGUGUCCUCAACUCUGGGCUGGGGAACAACACUGUUAAUCACAACCAGAAACAGACAAUGGAACACAAAACAACAACUGAACUGAGACCAGGACUGGCUGAGACCAGGGCAAGACGUAGAAUUGGUCUGCGGGGACUGGGAGGUGUCCGUAUGCGGCUGAAGAGAACAGACACAGACUCGGCUAGCGAUACUCCAUCCUGCUCCUAUAGUUGUGAUUCAGAAAGACUGAUGGCACCUCAGGUUAACCGUCUAACAGGUGCUUCCUUCAGCCUGCCUUCUAUAGGAUCUAUCAACUGGAAUAUGGACCCUGCAACAACACAGACAGUUCCUGGCCUUCAUCCUCCCCACACUCUCCUAAUGUUAAACCAGACCUCAGACAAUGCCAGUGCCUCAACACUAAAUGGCUACACAAGCACAUUGACAAAUGAAAGUAGUAGAGAUGGAAUCAGUAAAGGUGGCAGCGCCAAAGAGAAGCGCUUCCCGUGUUCAUUCUGUGGGAUAGCCUUCAGUUUCCCCAAACAGGUGGAGAUCCACCAGAGGAUGCACACGGGGGAGAAAGCGUUCAGCUGCCACCUGUGCCCAGCUAGUUUCUCCCGAUCGUCCAACCUGAAGAGGCACCAGAGGGUCCACACAGGGGAGAAACCCUACAGCUGCCCCCAGUGUGCAAAGAGGUUCUCCCACCACCACAAUAUGAAGGUGCACCUGAAGGUCCACACAGGGGAGGCAGUUUCCCUGUAUGCACAGCAGGAGUAGCCUUAUCAGACAAAGUUGUCUAAUAAUUGGGAGAAAUCGUAUCACUUGAGAUACUUAGGGGAUGUCUGGAAACUGUUAUUUAGAUUAAAUAUAGUUAUGUGAAGUGUCUUGAGGUAAGAGUAAUUAACCACAUACCCCUCAUUAACCCUUUGUUAACUUGUCAUUUGAAACAGGCUUGUGUAAAUGCCUGUUUUUAGAGAGACAGUAAACCUAGCUGGGGGGAAUGCAUCGAUACUAGUGUUAGCGCAAAUACAUGCUAGCUGUUCCCGUAGACUUCCAGUCAGUGAGCCAACAACUAUCCAUUUAAAAGCUUGUCUCUGCAAAAAUAUAAAAACAAAUGUAUAUAUAUUUUGCGGAGAUGGCUAAAUGAAUAUAGAGGAAACACUGAAUUCCCCUUUAAAAAAACAGCCCCUUCCCACAAUGGUACCACAUUCCGGAAGUAUCAUCAUUUGUUGGUGGGGGGAAAUUGUGUAAAGCUCUCCACUCUAAGAUUCCACCCUGUUAGGAUUAUGCACCUAACGUUUAUUAAAUGUUGUUAGGAAAGUGGCAAAUAAAAGACUAAUGUCAAUAUUUAUUUAUCUUUGAAUAGAUUUUAUUUUAUGUAUAUUUAGAUACAUUUGUUACUAAUUACAGUUACAUAGCCUAAGGUAAGUAAUUGUAAUGAAAUCCAAUGUGCAUAAAUAAUUGUAAUUAGUAAUGUAAUUGGCUAGCAACAAUAUACAAUCUAUUUUCAUGUCUUACAAGCUCCGGUUGACAAUGUUAAAAAAAGAAAAAUACAGAUGUUUUUUGAUUUGAUCAAAUAAAUAGAAAGUAAAGUAAUGCACAAUAUUCAUUCCUCUUAUAGGUGUUAUGUUUUUCAACCAUUUCAUACAUGGGACAAAAAUAUAAAAUGCAACAUUUAAAGUGUUUGUCCCAUGUUUCAUCAGCUGAAAUAAAAGAUCCCACGAAUGUUCCAUUCACCCAAAAAGCUUAUUUUGCACAAACGUUGUGCACAAAUGUUUACAUCCCAGUUAGUGAGCAUUUCUCCUUUGCCAAGAUAAUCAGCAUGAUCAUUACACAGUGGCACCUUGUGCUGGGGACAAUAAAAGGCCACUAAAAUGUGCAGUUUUGUCACUCAACACAAUGCCACAUAUGUCUCAAUUUUUGAUGGAAUGUCCACCAGAGCUGUUGCCAGAGAAUUGAAUGUUAAUUUCUCUACCAUAAGCUGCUUCCAACGUUGUUUUCGAGAAUUUGGAAGUACGUCCAACCGGCCUCAAAACCGCCGACCAUGUUUAUGGCGUUGUGUGGGCGAGUGGUUUGCUGAUGUCAACGUAGUGAACAGAGUACCCCAUGGUGGCAGUGGGAUUAUGGUAUGGGCAGGCAUAAGCUACGGACAAUGAACACAAUUGUAUUUUAUCGGUGGCAAUUUCAAUGCACAGAGAUACCGUGAUGAGAUCCUGAGGUCUGUUGUGGUGCCAUUCAUCUGCUGCCUUUACAUCAUGUUUCAGCAUAAUAAUGCACGGCCCCUUGUCGCAAGAAUCUGUACACAAUUCUUGGAACCUGAAAAUGUCCCAGUUCUUCCAUGGCCUGUAUACUCACCAGACACAUCACCCAUUGAGCAUGUUUGGGAUGCUCAGGAUCAACAUGUACGACAGCGUGUUCCAGUUCCUGCCAAUAUCUAGCAACUUCGCACAGCCAUUAAAGAGGAGUAGGACAACAUUCCACAGGCCAUAAUCAACAGCUUGAUCAACUCUAUGCAAAGGAGAUGUGUCGUGCUGCAUGAGGCAAAUGGUGGUCACAACAGAUACUGACUGGUUUUCUGAUCCAUGAUUUCCUUAUAUGAACUACAACUCAGUAAAAUCUUUGAAACUGUUGAGUUUAUUUUUGUUCAGUAUAGAUGUAAAAAGUUAUUUUAUUUUAAAUCAUGUAUUCAUUAUUGGUGUUAGUUCUACCCUGUUAUGCUUCAUUCUACCCUGUUGUGUUGGUAUUUUUAUAUCAGAAUUUAACAAUACCAUCAAAUGUUCUGCAUAUUUUUGUGGUAACUUGUAGCGAUGUAAGGGGUCAGCUAAACAUUCACCCCCUUUAGGCUUUUCCUAAUUUUGUUACGAACUGGAAUUAAAAUGGAUUUAAUAAUCA